CGGUGCUGGGCUUUGUUAUGGGUUCGAGUCCCGCCUCCAGCCCACCUGACGGUCCUCCCGCCACCCGCAGGGCUCUGGUGCAGACUGGAAGGUCCCUCGGAAGUUCUCGCCCAAGUUCAAAACACCCUCCGGGGCCGGGGCUCCCCAGUUUCCUCCCCGGACAUCUCAGCUCCAGCCACCUGGGACGCGCCGCUUUGGCAAGUGCCCUGCUCCCGAGGCCCAGGUUUUCGUCGGGGCAUCUGACCAUGACCCUGUGAGCCGAAGCCACCGCUGAGUCGCGUUUCCCCCGCUGCACUCCUACGCGCUCUGGAAGGCCGCAGGAUGAAGCGCUUCCCCGCCAGUGUGAUUUUGAUUGUGGCCAUUUCCAAUGUGUUUGACCUGAAAGGAGAAGCAGGUUCCAGGGGCCACACACCUGCCCUCCCGCCCCAGGGAGACCUGGCCUUCAGCGAUGACAGCAUCCGGGCCCCCGGGGUGCGACCCUUACAUCCCAGGGCCUCCCAGUUUGUGCCGCCGAUGGGAAUCCAGGACAGCAAGGAUCUGAACAAAACCUGCUGUCUGAAUGGGGGCACCUGCAUCUUGGGGUCCUUCUGUGCCUGCCCCCCCUCCUUCUAUGGGCGCAACUGUGAACGCAACACAUACACACAGAAAUGUGGCUCUGUGCCCCAUGGCGCCUGGUUGCCCCAGAAGUGCUUCAUGUGCAGGUGCUGGCUCGGCCAGAUCCGCUGUUUCCCCCAGACCUUCCUCCCUGGCUGCGGUGAGCUGGGUCCCUUCUUGUCCUGGCGGAUUCCUCAGUGGCCCAGGGUGCCCCCAUAACAGAUGGCUGCCGAAGAGACUCGGUC
Octodon degus (degu) is the source of this 839-nucleotide messenger RNA. RefSeq names its product teratocarcinoma-derived growth factor 1 (gene Cripto). The record is from RefSeq and is a predicted model, not a curated record. The transcript is spliced from 5 exons. NCBI's taxonomy places the organism in Eukaryota, Metazoa, Chordata, Mammalia, Rodentia, Octodontidae. The coding region runs from base 322 to 813 and encodes 163 amino acids.